Molecule: messenger RNA, 724 nt
Organism: Colossoma macropomum (tambaqui)
Lineage: Eukaryota; Metazoa; Chordata; Actinopteri; Characiformes; Serrasalmidae
Gene: c21h18orf32
Product: UPF0729 protein C18orf32 homolog
Exons: 3
Coding region: 143-391 (82 amino acids)
Biological process (GO): positive regulation of canonical NF-kappaB signal transduction
Source: RefSeq, a predicted model, not a curated record
UAGAUGGCAGUACACAACAGCACAACCGAAGCUUUCGCGUUUUCUCGUGAUUUCUACCCUUCUCACCGUCAGCGUUGCAUCAGAGGCAGUUUAAACCCGUUUUUCCCCAGUAAAGCUGAAAGAAGUCGACUGAACUUCAGCCAUGGUCUGCAUCCCCUGCAUCGUCAUCCCCGUCCUCCUGUGGGUCUACAAGAGAUUCCUGGAGCCCAUCAUCUACCCGUUUAUCUCGCCGUUCAUCAGCCGCUUCUGGACCAAAAAAGCAGUUCAAGAGACGGGCACAGGAGCGGGCACAGGAGCGGGCAGUGCCACCUGCAAGGCGGAGUGUAACGGGAACGCGAACGUCUCGGCGGCUAACGGAUCCGCGACGGCCUCCGACAAGAAGAAGGACUGACACUACACGCCUGUUCGAAGACGUAUCGUGUUCUAUGUGUCUCGCUGUAGAUAUUUUAACCAUAGAUUAAUCUGCAUUAACCACGAUGUCCUGGUUUAAUGGCGUUGUUGGACCUGGUCUGUUCACACGCACACGUUUAAUUCAGAUUAUUUCAGAAUUUCCACUGAUGAGCUCUGACUUGUGAAGAUGUAAUAUAUUGACUCUGUGCACUGCUGGUUCUUCAUUCCCUGAUCAGGCUUCAGUUUGAGAAGACUUGGGGUGCUUUUACUUCUGUAUCUUUCCAGAAUAAUCUGAGUUAGUGUUUAAGAGAAAUAAAUAUUUAAAUUAAACUGG